CUCAGUAGCUGGCAUGCGCUCCACAGAGUAGAAGUUUUUAAACAAGUCUGUAGUCCUGCUGCGCGUGCUCUCCUGUAUACUUCUUUAACACACUUCUAGUUAAAAUGUUUUUCAUUCACACUCGCGACCUAAGCCUCGACUGAACCCGCCAUGUAGCGUACGUGCUCGCGCUGAACGGAACUCUGUGGGACUUGUUAUAAGGGAUCUUGCGGUUCGCGCUGCUCUGAGGUCUGCUGUGCGGGACUCAGGGAGCGCCGGGGCGGACAGGCCAUUAUGCUCUGGCCGGGGGCUGCUCUCUGGAUCACGGCUGUGCUACUGUGCCGGGCGGGGGCACAGUACUCCAGCGACCAGUGCAGCUGGCGAGGAAGUGGUUUGAGCCACGAGUCUCACCGCAGGGAUGUGGAGCAGGUCUACCUGCGCUGCUCUCAGGGCUCUCUGGAGUGGCUCUACCCCACAGGAGCCAUCAUUAUCAACCUGCGGCCAAACACAGAGCCCUCAUCGGGACACAUGGCAGGUCUCCAUGUGUGCAUCAAACCCCACCCUCACUCCCAGGGCUCUCAUGUGUAUCUGGAGAAUAACGGGGAUCUGAGGAUGCUGCUGGCAGAGAAGGACCAGGCUCAGGACACAGUGACCUGCUUCAGCCUGGCAGAGGGGGCUCUCUUUGUGGAGUCCGUCCCCCAGGCAGACAUCAGCCGGAGGAUUACGGCUUUCCAAUAUGAGCUGGUGCCCAGUCAGGGUCCCGGGGCACACAUGUACCCGUACCUGCACCCUGGUUUAGUUCCCUGUAAGCCCUGUUCAGAUGAAGAGGUCCUUAUGGCAGUGUGUACGAGUGACUUUGCUGGCAGUGGCAUCUUUCGAGGCGUGGGAUCAGGUACUAAAAACCACUCUCCUUCUGCGGUGACUCUGAGUCGGCUGUUCCGCCAGAAGAGCAAGGUGUUUGUUCGGGGCAGAGCCAGGAAGCGGGGCUGGGGUGGACGCAUCAAUGUCCCCGCACAGUGCAUUGGGCACCCUGGAGGGGACGAGUACCUUUUGACUGGCUCCGUUCAUUUUGGCGAAGCCUGGCUUGGCUGCGCACCUCGCUACAAGGACUUCCUGAGGCUGUACGUCAGGGCACAGAGAGCGGGAACAAACCCCUGUGAAAUAGACACAAACUGAGACAAAAUCUGUUCUUGGUCCUGGCUGAAACAGUGUGCAUCUCAAAAGAGUCAAUGAGGAAGACGCAAAGAGGAACAGGCUUGAGAUUUUGAGGAUGUAGAGACAGUAUGAGCAUGAGUUUGAGCGGUGAUACACAGAAGUACGAAUGCCCUGCCAUCUUAAAAGCUAAGUCUGCAGACUAAAUGCAGCUUUGCUUCAGAAAAGACAAUUGGACAGUUUGAACAUUUUCGUAGCCACCGUGCUGCAGGAACCAAACUGUUCCAUUUGACUGUUUUUUAUUCUCCUGACGACGAUACUGCUUGUGUGAUCCUUCUUGAAAUGUUUGUUUGCUUUGUAAAAAGCUUUCUGUAAAAUUUAGGAAUCUUCUGACAGAAGUGUACAGUAUGCAGCUCUGUGAGUCUUUAAGUGUGUGCGUGUGUGUUUUGCUAAUGAAUUCAAAGGGUUUCUAUAUAUUUACAAAAAAUAAAAAGCCGUUGAAAGAUGUAA
This is a messenger RNA of Eleginops maclovinus (Patagonian blennie), 1641 nucleotides long. It is a transcript of the gene metrnlb, whose product is annotated as meteorin like, glial cell differentiation regulator b. NCBI's taxonomy places the organism in Eukaryota, Metazoa, Chordata, Actinopteri, Perciformes, Eleginopidae. Bases 274 to 1155 code for a protein of 293 amino acids. The record is from RefSeq and is a predicted model, not a curated record. Gene Ontology annotation, biological process: energy homeostasis; positive regulation of brown fat cell differentiation. The transcript has 5 exons. Gene Ontology annotation, molecular function: hormone activity.